Molecule: messenger RNA, 714 nt
Organism: Hirsutella rhossiliensis
Lineage: Eukaryota; Fungi; Ascomycota; Sordariomycetes; Hypocreales; Ophiocordycipitaceae
Product: ETC complex I subunit domain-containing protein
Exons: 3
Coding region: 1-714 (237 amino acids)
Biological process (GO): respiratory electron transport chain
Source: RefSeq, a predicted model, not a curated record
AUGCGGCCAACGUUUCGCGCGCUCGCGCGCUACCUCGAGCCGGGCACCCCGACCGGUCUGACCGGGCUCUGGACUCACAGCACACCCCGAUCAACAUUGCUAUAUCUCUACGGCAGCACCCUCGACAAGCUUCAGUCGGUACCUGAGACGUCUCUAUACCGCCAGUCUGUCGAAGCGGUCACAAAGCAUCGGAUGGGCCUCGUCGAGCAGGUGACCCCUCCGGGAUACAACGAGUGGGCAGACAAGGCGAGGGACUUGGUGAGCAAAAAUCCAGAUCAGUUCCGCGUCGCCAGCGGCCGCGUCGACGGCAGUGAGGCCAGGACAGUGAAGCUCGGCGACCGCACUUUCGUCGUCGGCUCCAAGCACGAGAAGGGCGACAUUCGAUACGAAGAAUGGGACGGCGAGGAGAACGAGGGCGGUGAGCUCGAGGGUGUCCGAACAGCUGCGGAGAGGCAAGACCAGGCGACCUGGGCUGAGCGGAAGCCUCUCGAGGACCACGAAAAGGUGGAAUGGGAGGACGAGCCGCAGCUGACGGCUGAGCAAGUCUCCGAAUUGGAGCAAAAGAUUGGCGCAGGUCUGAUUGAAGAAGUCAUCCAAGUCGCCGAGGGCGAGCUACGGCUCAUUGGCAUGAUGGAAAAGGCCAAGAUCUGGGACGGCCUUGACGACAAGCCUGCUCAAGGGCAGUGGGAGUAUUUUGAGCGCCAGACAAUGUAA